This is a messenger RNA of Leptosia nina, 2619 nucleotides long. The record is from the annotation of a GenBank genome assembly. NCBI's taxonomy places the organism in Eukaryota, Metazoa, Arthropoda, Insecta, Lepidoptera, Pieridae.
AUGUCGGAUUCGUGUCAAGACGGUAAUUGUCAUGGAAAUUAUGAAUAUGGGCCCGACGAAUCACCAACGAAGCUUAUCGUCAAUUAUAUACCCGAAGUCAUGACCCAGGAUAUGAUGUUUUCAUUAUUUUCGACCAUGGGUAAAUUAGAAAGUUGUAAAUUGAUAGCGAACAGAGGGUAUGGUUUCGUCGAGUACGCUCGUCCUGACGAUGCAGUGAAGGCACGAAAGGCAUUUAACGGCUUGUUAAUGCAGAAUAAGACCCUCAAAGUAUCACAUGCCCUCCUCAAUCCGGAGCUGAAACCUCCCACCAAGCCGGAAGCCGACUGGAACCUCUACGUAUGUAACCUGCCAAACGAACUAACCUUACAGGAUUUACAUGGACUUUUCGCACAAUUCGGUAAAAUAGUCAAUUCCCGUAUAGCCUCGGGCAUAGCUUUUGUAUUAUAUGAAAACCAGUACGAGGCAGAAAGAGCCAUCCAAAAUAUCAACGGAACUAUACCUACUGGCUUUUUGGAACCCCUUACUGUUAAGUAUGCUAAUAAAAGUAAUCCAAAUAAACAUAAAAACAAUGAUAACUUUUCUAAGAAUUCAGCUGUUAAGCCUUAUCAAUGGAUAAAUCAUAUGGGUGCUAUCGGUGACCAUAAUUCUCCGAGUACGUGGUCUAUUUAUAUUUACAAUAUUGCUCCCGAAGUGGAAGAAUUGACUUUGUGGCAGCUUUUUGGUCCAUAUGGUGCUAUUUUAUCAGUUAAGAUAAUCAAAGAUCAUCAGACUAAUAAAAGUAAAGGAUUUGGUUUUGUAACUAUGAGACAUUAUGAUCAGGCUGCAAUGGCUAUACAAGGUUUGAACGGUUGCGUCCUGCAAGGACAACCUCUUUCUCUAGGCCGCAAAAGGGCCGUGGCGGAAAGCGAGGGUUCUGCUUUGGCGGCAGGCAACGGCCUCGCCGUGAAUAGCAAGGUUUAUCCAAGCCCGGGGGCGGCGCGCGGAGUAUGGGCACUUCCGCAGCCGCCCCCGUGCACCAUGGCGGCAGAGGAGGCUCUGCCCCCGUGCUCGCCCAUAUCUCCCGAUGCUCCCACAACGCAACCUAGAAUAACAACCAAUCUCAGUCAUCAUUCGGAUUUUGAACAACUCAUAUUUGAAGGAGUACGUUCUGGCGAGGUGUCGGAAAUAGAAAGGUUAGUGGAAAAGCUUGGAGUUGAAAUUCUGAGCGCCCGCGACCAGCAUGGCUACACACCAGCCCACUGGGCGGCGUUGGACGGAAGCGUGGCUGUUAUGCGAUAUCUUGUUGAACGUGGGGCACCUGUUGAUCUAUCAUGUCUAGGAACCCAGGGCCCGCGUCCAAUACAUUGGGCAUGUCGCAAAGGCCAUGCUUCGGUUGUACAAGUUUUGUUACAAUCUGGUGUCGCCGUAAACGCUGCGGAUUUUAAAGGACUGACGCCACUUAUGACAGCUUGUAUGUAUGGGAAAACGGCUACAGCAGCUUAUCUGCUCGGGAUGGGAGCAGCAACAAGGCUCUCCGAUAUUAAUGGUGACACGGCUUUACACUGGGCUGCGUAUAAGGGCCACGCUGACCUCGUCCGGCUCCUGAUUUAUUCAGGAGUGCCCUUGCAUUGCACGGAUAAUUUUGGAUCAACGCCUUUGCACUUGGCUUGUUUGUCAGGAAACCUUACGUGCGUUCGGCUGCUCUGCGAAAAGGUAAAAGCCGAACUUGAACCUAGAGACAAGAAUGGGAAAACCCCACUCAUGCUCGCUCAAAGCCAUCGUCACGCGGAAGUCGUGAAACUACUUCAAAAGGAGAUGAAACGGAAGUCCCAUUGGAUGCCACCGCUUUCAGAGCUCUGGGCACUCCUGUUUGGAGGAGCUGGCGAUUCUAAAGGACCUCUCCUAUUCUUUCUUGUCUCUGUUCUGUUGUGGGGCUAUCCUAUGUACAUUAUCCGGUGCAUACCAUUAACUUGGAAUACAUUACGACUAUCGCAUUAUUUCUUUCUCUAUUGGAAUGCAAAUAUGUGGAUAAGUUGGUUGAUAGCGAACCGCUGCGACCCAGGGUACAUACCCCAGAACUCCGAAACGUACUACAGAGCGAUCAGGCAAAUACCAUACUACGAUAAGUGGAAGAAAAGGAACGUCAUACUUUCCCGACUUUGCCACACAUGUAGAUGUCUACGACCUUUGAGGGCAAAACAUUGCCGCAUAUGCAAGCGCUGCGUGGCCUAUUUCGACCAUCACUGCCCGUUCAUAUACAACUGUAUCGGCGUACGAAAUCGAAUGUGGUUCUUUUUGUUCGUGAUGAGUGUUGCCAUCAACUGUACACUUUCUAUCUACUUCGCGUGCUACUGCCUCUACCUAGAAGGCUUCGGGAUACUUUACAUGCUGGGUUUACUUGAGGCCAUUACUUUUUGCGCACUUGGAUGGAUUCUUACAUGCACUUCGGUUUUGCACGCCUGCAUGAAUCUAACGACGAACGAGAUGUUUAACUACAAGCGGUAUCCGUAUCUGCGCGACAAGAGAGGCCGUUACCAAAACCCGUUUUCGAGGGGUCCCAUCAUGAAUUUGAUUGAAUUCUUCGUCUGUCUACCGGACAAGUAUGAUGAGCACGACCUCUUCUACGGUGAAAAUAUAUGA